ACAUUACUCUUCUAGUCUAAUGAACCCGUGAAGUGGGUCUGUAAAUUAUUUGUGCUCUGAUUUUGUGGAACAAUCUGUUGGCAGUGCGGUUCGUCACGCAGUCCCGGGAUAAAAAAUGACGGUCUGUCGUUAUUACCGGAAUGGUUACUGCAGGAAUGGUUUUUCGUGCAGAUUCGAGCACACCUCUCCGCGAGAGCCCUUACUUAACGCACCCACAUACCACCCGGAGUACUCGACAGGGUACGGACCGCGAGCUAAUAAUGUAGGGCCAAGACAAAGCUGGCAGGCCCAAGAACAUCAGUAUCAUCACCAACAAUCAUUUUUCCAACAACAGCAACCCUCUGUCGUGGAUCAGAUCAUCGCGGAUAUCGCUCUGAUGCUCCGAGGCAAACAGUAUCUAUAUAGCUGCAUACCUGGUCGGCAGCCUCAUCUCAACUGUAAAAAUCUCUCGGACCUGAGCCCGGAGGAAAUCCGUGUGAAGUUCUUGGAAUUUCAAGCGACCAAUAAUGUCGAGCGCUUCAUGUCUGAGAUGUCGGCUCACAGAUUAUUCGUGGAAGGAAUUCUACAUCAAAUCUCUCGUAACCCCUCUAUGUUGGACGACGUCCAGCCACCUCUAGCCAGGCCAAUGUUCCACACGCCGCCCAACGAGCCGAGUCUUGCGGCGAGUCCACAAUCAUCUUCUUUUAGCGCGCCGUUAUUCGGUGCGACCUCAGCCACGUCUCCGUCGGGCAACAAUGCUGGGUCGAUCUUUGAAGCUUCGCCACCUCCUUCGCAUCAGAUUCAUCAACCCGCAUCUGGGAUGGAUGUCGCGCAAGACGCUGUCAAGCCUCGAAUGCUUUUCGGGAAGAGCGUCCAGAAUGAUGGGGGACUUUUCGACACGAAUCGAGCGGCUCAAUCCUUAUUUGCACAGGCCCCUCAAAUCGCCCCGACCGGCUUCCAGAUGAAUGCUCCGCCUCAAGCCGCACAACAGAUUAUGAACCAGCAAGUGGGUUUCCCAGUGAGUUCAACACCGCCGAUCAUCCAAUCGGUGUCGGGUAGUCCAGCUCUACUCCCUUUCGGCGCGUCGGAUCCCCCGAAACAAAUCACCGCGCCCCCGUCGCAUCAGAGUGCAGGAGACGAUGGGGUUUAUACUCAAUUGAUGGAUAUGAGCCCGGAAGAUCUCGCUGCCUUCCAAAAUCGUGCUUUCACAAUAGCUGGAAUACCGCUCUUACCACCGGCAAGAGAACAUUAUCAGAAGUCGUUGGGUUGUCAAAUCGGAUUGUGCAUGAAGCCGGCUGUCGCCGGCACGAUACAAUCGAUGCAGAAAGAAGAAGCGAAUUAG
Galendromus occidentalis (western predatory mite) is the source of this 1321-nucleotide messenger RNA. RefSeq names its product nucleoporin-like protein 2. NCBI's taxonomy places the organism in Eukaryota, Metazoa, Arthropoda, Arachnida, Mesostigmata, Phytoseiidae. The record is from RefSeq and is a predicted model, not a curated record. Bases 116 to 1321 code for a protein of 401 amino acids. The transcript has 8 exons. Gene Ontology annotation, molecular function: metal ion binding.